AUGCACAUGCGACGACGCUCCUCUGUGACCCCAACAGGUCAGGUCCGCUCCAGCUCGGGCAGCCGAAAACAGUCGCUGGUCGAAGCGGCCGAAGCCCAUUUCGACAAAAACACCGUCAUCAUGAUUGUGAAUGUUGUCAUCUUAUUAAUCUUGAUCGCCAUUUUGUAUUUGAUCGCCACUUCGACCAUGAAUGUGGCUGUGAACCAUCCCUACACUGGACAUGAACACUACUACAAACAUGACAAGGAAGGACACGUCGAAAACUAA
Bursaphelenchus okinawaensis is the source of this 267-nucleotide messenger RNA. Lineage: Eukaryota; Metazoa; Nematoda; Chromadorea; Rhabditida; Aphelenchoididae. The record is from the annotation of a GenBank genome assembly.